GUAAUUACAUUACCAACACAAUACUUUCAAACCGUCGUAUUUGCCAAGUUUAGCUCUUAAUUUUUAUUGGCCUGAAGGUCGAUCAUCUUCUCCAUUUUCCAGAUAAUCACCGAAAGACCUCUGAUCGUAUUCAGGGGUGUUCAUGGGCGUUAAAGAUUUUCAUAUCAAGAAAAAGCUGAAACGCUUCCUCAGGAGAAGUGGUGUGGGGGGGAAGAAGAAAGAAGCCACCAUGGCAAAGAAACCGUCGUGGAUGAUGCCUGCAGUCUCACAUGGAUAUCACACCAUUAAGAGCAACACAUCACCGGCUGCUUAUGGUGAUUCCGAUUCGGACUUUAUUGUGGCUCAGAGAGAGCAAAUUGAAGAGCUUGAGCUGUGGUUUUUUGGAGUUUUUGAUGCCCGGGUUGGCGACAGAGUUACCAAGUACAUGCAGUCACAUUUGUUUGAUAAGAAGCCUAAAGAGUCUCAUAUAAGGGGAAAGAGCAAGGAGACAAUGAGAAAAGCCUAUCUUGGUGCUAGAUCGAAGGUUAGAGAGGCCUCGGAGGAGACGAAUGGAGUCGGUUCAGUUUCUGCGCUGUUGAUCGACGGGGAAAAGCUUGUAUUAGCUAACAUGGGAGACUAUAGAGCAGUUGUGUGUAAAGAUGGUUUGGCUCGUCAGAUAGGCAGCAGGAACAAGCAAUCAACCAAAAAAAUUUGGUCACACAGGUUCCUUAGAGGUAAUGCAGCAAACACCAAGAGUUCCAAAGGCUCAGACCUUGUUGUUGGGGUUGAAGGGGUUGAUCCCGACACUGAAUUUGUCAUUUUAGCAAGCACUGGCAUAUGGGAGGUAAUGAAGAAUCAAGAGGCUGUGAAUCUCAUCCGGCACAUCGAAAAUCCACACAAGGCUUCCGAGUGUUUGGCGGAAGAAGCUUCGAAUAGGAUGAGCAGAGGCUGCCUUUCUUGCUUGGUCAUCAGAUUUGAUUAACACGCGACACCAUUUGCUUGCGCACUUGUUUGUCCAUCUUGUAUUAGACACUUUUUGGGUUUGAUCUGAAUAUCAUUCAAACAACUCCAAACCUGAUAGGGCCUGAGAAAACCCCAAAUGAAGGGCUCAAAAACAUCAGAAACUCAUGAGAGACCUCUGAGAGAUUCUACUGUGUAGCCAUGUUAACGUCUUCGUGACGAAAGAUAGAUAGAGGAUAGUUUACAACGUUUGCACCUGAGAUUUUGCCGACCUCAGUGGUUCGCAACUGUGAGUAUCAACCAACUUUUGGUAGAAGAUGCCCGGAGUUUGAAUUCAA
Molecule: messenger RNA, 1277 nt
Organism: Pyrus x bretschneideri (Chinese white pear)
Lineage: Eukaryota; Viridiplantae; Streptophyta; Magnoliopsida; Rosales; Rosaceae
Product: putative protein phosphatase 2C-like protein 44
Exons: 5
Coding region: 143-961 (272 amino acids)
Biological process (GO): protein dephosphorylation
Cellular component (GO): cytosol; nucleus
Molecular function (GO): protein serine/threonine phosphatase activity
Source: RefSeq, a predicted model, not a curated record